Messenger RNA from Acyrthosiphon pisum (pea aphid), 917 nucleotides. RefSeq lists its product as uncharacterized. NCBI's taxonomy places the organism in Eukaryota, Metazoa, Arthropoda, Insecta, Hemiptera, Aphididae. The record is from RefSeq and is a predicted model, not a curated record. The transcript has 4 exons. The coding region runs from base 180 to 821 and encodes 213 amino acids.
UCAUUGUUAUUAUAAUAUCGUGGGUGCAUGGCGACGGCCGCCUACAUCAUUAUUUAUUUGCGUAAUUUUGACAUUAUUGUUAUUAUUUUUACGCCGCGCAUAAACCCGCUGCAGAUAUUGAGACCACGAACGAAACUGUGCCAACACGAACAUAAAAAUUGUCUUCGCUAAACACAGUUAUGCCGUAUAGUGAAUCCGUAUCUAUGAAUCGGAAUAUUCCGAAAGCAAAAGGCUCUCCGAAAUGGAGACGACCCAAGCCGUCCGCUGACAAGACUCGUUUUAUGGAAAAGCCGAAUUUUACUACGCGUACCGGAAAACUGGUCGAUGUGUUGUACGGGCGCCGUCACUGCAACUCCAGAGGCGACAUAACUCUGCUGUGCACUUACUUCGAAGCAAAUGAAAGGCACAAAAGACUUCCAAAGGGGUCGAAAUCAUUUGUUAAAAAUGAAACCUCUAAUGAUAACUUCUGUUCAGACAAACGCAAACUACGUACUACAAAUAUUGAAAACGAACCAAGCUACAUGUUACAACAAUACGAUAAACCCUCAGCAAAAAUUAAUGCGGUUCUCAAAGAUCUAGGUUUCGUGUGUAAUAAUGAUAAAAUGUAUACAUUUUAUCCAUCACAGAUAUACUACUUUAAAGACGCUCAAAAGCAUAUUACCAGAUAUGGUCAGAAAAGUUAUAUUGCACCAAAACUAAAAAAUUCAAUAGACAGUUAUGAUGGAUAUAAUCAAAACGGAAGACAUCAAAAGUUAAUUCACUCUAAAACAUACCCGGAAAACAAUAAUUAUUACAACAACAAUUACAAAAUUGAAGUAUGAAACAUAUUUGAAUUAAUAUUACUUUUAAAAUUGUUCUUUGUAGUUAGCUUUUGAGUAUAAUUUCAAAAUUUUAAUUCCAUUUGUUUUGCAAAUAAU